This is a messenger RNA of Schistosoma margrebowiei, 11201 nucleotides long. The record is from the annotation of a GenBank genome assembly. NCBI's taxonomy places the organism in Eukaryota, Metazoa, Platyhelminthes, Trematoda, Strigeidida, Schistosomatidae.
GCUGUUUAAAGGAAGAGGAAAAGCAAACAUUCUGUAGAAAUGGACAAUUAGAGGUCUAUACACAUAAAAUGGUUUUGAAAAAUUUGAAGUGUGUAAAAUCUACCAAGAAACAAAUAGUUCCCAUCACUUGCUCAAAGGCAGUUAAAAUCAAAUACGGUGAAUGUAGACCACAAACAUGUCGACGACCUCUAUUUUUGAUCAAAUCAGUGGUUGAUCCGGAUAAUUGUAAAUGUAAAAAACAACAAAUUAUAAAAGAAGAACGGGAAUGUUGUUGUCUUGGUAAAUCGCGAGAAAAGAAAGAAUUUUGUGUUGGAAACUGUAAAAUAGUUGUGAAUAAAGUCUCUAAAUUUGAUAAAGUUAAUGAACGUUGUGUUAAGGAGAAUUUUAUUCGUCGUAAAUGUCCCAAAUGUCCAAAACCACAUAUGCUUGAAGGUACUUGUGAUAGUACCGGUACAUGUCUCAAAACAAAUCGUCAUAUCAGUUAUACUAUCAAAAAUUGUCAAUGUCAACCUGUAGAACAUAUUCGUCAUGAACGCUGUUGUUGUCCAGCAUCAAAAAAAUUAGGCAGCAGAUGUGUUGAAGAUAAAGGAGUCAUUGAAAAUAAAAAUAUUUACUAUCAAUUAGAAAAUGGUCAAUGUAUAAAACGUGAAACUAUUGAAGAGAAACAAAUUAUAUGCCCUAAAACAAUUCAAUUAAGUCAAUCUGAAAAAAAUCAAUAUUGUGAUCCUAAUUCAUGUCAACAAAUAGUAACAACUUAUCAAUGGAAUAGAAUAGGAUGUAAAUGUAUCCAACAAAUAAUCACUAUUCCAAAAUUAUGCUGUUGUACAAAUCGUAUACCUAGAAUUAAAAAAAUUUGUUCACCAGAUGGAAGUUAUAAAUCAAUUGCACAACUUUGGAAAUUACAUAAUGGACAAUGUGUUAAGACAAAUGUCGUUAAGAAUCUAUCACCACCUGUAUGUAAACCACAAGAUGUAACACCGAUAGGUCCGUGUGAUAAAACAACUGGGAAACAACCAAUAUUAAUUACACGAUCCAUAAUUGAAGAAUGUGAAUGCAAAGUGGUGUACAGAGAGAAACGUGAUCGAAUAUGUGCCUGUCAAUCUUCAACUGUUCAUGUAAAGCCAUGUGAUCCAAAUACAUGUCUUCAACAAACAACUAUAACAAAAUGGGCAAUCGAAGAGAAAGAUAAAAAAUGUCAUCGGUUACAUCCUGACAUUAGAAUGCGUCCAUGUUGUUGUCGACGUGAAGUUAAUAAAGAUAAUUUAUUUAAAAAAUGUAUUCCUACUAAUGGACAAACAGAAAUUACAAAUCGUACAUAUUAUUUUAAUCCACAUAAAGAAUUAUGUGAAUUUAAAGAUGUAAAGACAUUUAUUAAUCUUGUUUGCCCAACUGAAAUAACUGUUGUUAAAGGUAGUUGUAAUUUAGUCACAGGAAUUGCUUUGGAUAGUAUAACAUCAUGGAAAACAUUGACAUCACAAUGCAAAUGCGUUAAAAGAACAAAUUACCAGAAACGUAUAUGCUCUUGUAAGCAUUUGGACAGAAAAGUGAAAAAUCCUGUCUGCUCUAAGCAAAAUAAUAUGCUAUUACAAAAGAAGAUAGUUCAUGAACUUCAAAAUGAAAUAUGUCAACCUAAAGUAAUUUGGAUGAAGAAAGCUGUGGUUUGUCCAAGUCAAAAAAAUGUCGAUGUAAAAUGUGAUCCCGCCACAUGUAAUCAAUUAACUACCAUAAGUUGGUUUACUAAAAUUGGAUGUAAAUGUGAGAAACAACAAAAAUAUAUUCAAGGAAAAUGUUGUUGUCCUAAACCGGUUGAAUAUCGUGAAUGCCAACGUAAAGGAAGUUUGUUAAUUAUUAAAAAAGUAACAUAUCAAUUGGAUGAAUAUAAAGGAAAAUGUGUCCGUCAAAUAGAUCAGUUACACAAGAAUGUCGUAUGUGGUGUCCAUGGUGCACGAUUUAUUAAACGUGUAUGUGAUAAACAAACUUGUUAUCUUGCUACAAUUUUGUUGAAAACUGUCCUUCAAAACUGUCAGUGUCAGAGAAUGAUGAAAAAAAUUAUUCAUCGAAAUAUACGAUGUUGUUGUCCGAAUCCAAGAUUCCAAGAAAAAUGUCAUCAAAAUUAUGGUAUUGUAUCACGAAUUAUGUAUCGUUAUGAAUUAUUCAAAAAACAAUGUAUCACUAGAAAGUUUGUUGAUGAGCACAAAGUUGUAUGCCCUGAAGAAAAAAUUAACCGAGGUCAGUGUGAUGUGAAUACAAAAAUAAGACCAGUUCAAAGACGUUUCUAUAAUUUAAUUGGUUGUAAAUGUCAAUUGAAAAUUGAAUCUACAAUGGAACCAUGCACAUGUCCAUUACCAGUAUUACAUAAGGAGAAUUGUACUGCAGGAAAGCUUUCCCGUAAAGUAUGGCGUAUUAUUUAUAUCCUUAGAAGGAAUGAUGAAUCUGGAAAAGUGGCAUGUGAACAAGAAAAGGAAUAUUUAUAUGAAGAACCUUGUCACUGCCGAAAACCUAAAUUUACAAGAAAAUGUCAAAACGGGAAUAAAAUACUCAUGAAACAUGUAGAAUAUCUUGUGGAAAGAAACGAUAAACGAUUCUGUUCUGUACGUCACUACAUAAAGAGGAUUCCAGUUAAUUGUCGAGUAAAUGCUGUACGAAUGAAAGAGGAACCUUGCCAAAAUAGUUUGAAACGUACUACUUUCAUGCAUGAGAUUCUGGAUAAGCAAACGUGUGAAUGCCGAAGUCAAGUGAAAGUUGAAUUUGAGAAAUGUGAUUGUGACAAAGAUAAUCGCAUCACCGAGUUUUGUCAAAAUGGUGUUCGAGUUGUGAAUAAAGAAAUUAACGUCUUCAGUCAAUCACAAGGACGUUGCGUGAAAUCGACUGUACGUAGCGUACGUCCUGUAGUAUGUUCUACCAAGCAUCAAGUUAUUAAAUCCAGUGGAUGUGUUAUUGAACGUUCAGAUGGAAUUUAUUACUCUGAAGAAAUACGUUGGGAACAAGUAGUUAAUUGUAAAUGUGCCAUUAAGCGUCGUCAGAUAUUACGUUUAUGUGCAUGUCCCAAACCAACAAUUAAAACACAGUGUUUAGAUACAGUAAAUUUAGCAACUUAUAAAAAUACAUUCAUAAAUAUUGGAGGUCAAUGUAUACCAGAUCAACAAGUAAUCACUACUGAAACACGUUGUCAAGAGAAAGCUCAAAUAAUUGGUAGAUCAACAUGUGAAAAACAAACGUUAAAUAAAUUUGAUUUAAGUAAACCUCCUUGUUUAGAAACAUUGAAAAUAAGUGUACCAACCAUAGUGAAUUGUCAGUGUCAGUUGAAAAUCAUACAAAUUCAACGUCGAUGUUGUACAAGUCAGCCCAAAGUGAAACAGAUAUGUGAUCCAUUUAAAGGUCGAUGGAUAAAAGCAGUUGAAAAUUAUGUACUCGCUUCUGGAUCAAUAUUAUUUAAAAGAGAUGAUUUAAUUAUUUAUGAUCAAAUUCAAAAGGUGACUAGUGAGCAACAAGAUCAAACUGUUGUUUGUCCACAAUCUGUAAGUUAUGAAAACUGUGAUAGGACAACCGGUUUAUUAACCAGAGUCAAAACGUACUAUAAACGGAUUGGAUGUAAAUGUAAACCAAUUAAAGAAAUUAUAAGAGGAAAAUGUGUUUCAAAUGAAAUUUGUUGUUGCCCUAAACCAAUAACAAAUCAAUCUAUUUGUGAUCCGAAUACAAAUGCAAUUAUACAUAAACAAAUUCAUUAUUCACUUAUAAUACCAACCUAUAAUACAAAAGCAUUUAAAUCAUAUUGUCAAUCAAAAUUAUCACAAAUUUCUGUACAAGUAAAAUGUGGUAAAAAAUUACAAAGAAUUCGUAUUAAACCAUGUGAUGGUGAAUUUCAUAUUGUUAGUAUAUUAAAACCAAUCGUUGAAAAUUGUAUUUGUAAACAGAAAUUAAUACAUAAACAAAAAAUAAGAUGUGGUUGUCCAACUGCUGUGCGUCAUAUUCCUGGAAAAUGUAUAAGUCAAUGGGCUAUACAUAAAUGGAUAGGAUUAAAUGCUGUACCAACUGGUGUUAAUAAUACUUUUCAUAUUACAGAGAAAUCAUGUAAACCAGUAGUAAUCGAAGAAAGACGUAUUCGUUGUGCAUGUCCACCUAUGCAAGUGUUCAAAAAAUGUUUGAACCACAGUUUACUGGUUAUUCAUCGUAUACACUAUAAAAUGAAUAAGGAACUAAAUAAUUGUGAAAGGUAUAAUACAAAGGAAUUUAAAAAACUGGCUUGUCCUAAUACACAAGUAACACAAACUCCAUGUGGUAACAAAUUUGAAAAUUAUGAACAAAUUGAAAUAAUAAAACAUUGGCAAACAAAUCAAUGUAAUUGUUUAAUGAAAGUAAUUAAAAAUAAAUGGAUUUGUAAUUGUCAUGCACGUUAUCCAAAUCAAGUUAUAACAAAAUGUUUACCAAAUGGAUAUCAACGUCUUACAAUAACAAAAAUAUGGUUUAAUCAUGGUAGACAAUGUUUGAAUAGAACAGAAAAACAGAUAGAAAGCAUAGCUUGUCCAAAGAAUUUACGGAUUAUCAAGGGGGAAUGUAGUAGUACCGGGAACUUACAAUUGAUUUACCUUCUACAACGACCUCAACAUUGUCAAUGUGUCUGGCAGAAACUUACUGACUCGGAACGACAAGCUUUAGGACUCAGAUCAACUGAAGCAUGUAAAUGCCGUCCUAGCUUUAUAGUUAAACAAUGUCAUGAAGCUAACAAUAACCGAACGGCUUAUUUAGUUAAAAUACAUACUAAAUAUAUUCUACAACAAGGUGAAUGUCAUAUUGAUCGUAAAUUUGAGAAGAAUCCUGUUGUUUGUCAAGUAGGUAGUCAAUUACACAGGUCCCAGUGUAAUCCAGUCAGUAAUGAGCUGAUUGAGACCAGGAUUACAACACAUCUACGUGGUUGUCAAUGCCAGCAGGAAAUAGCUAAACGUCGCUGUCAGUGUAGUUGUCCAAAACCAAAAACUAACGCAGUCUGUCAAAGUCGCGAUGGUCUACUACGCAAGAUAAAGAUUAUAUAUGCAUAUAAAGAUGAUCAGUGUACUUGUGAAGCAAAGUAUUAUGUUCAGUCUUCCCGUAUUCGUUGUCAUGAACCUCCGAAAUUAAUAAAAAUUGGUAAAUGCCAUAAAUUGUCUCAAAAUGAAUCUAUUUACGUACACAAGAAUGACCUAUAUAGAAAUCUAGUUUGGAAUAAAUUACAUCGCGUAGGAUGUCAAUGCAAACACCAACGAUUUAUGGAACAAUUUCCAUGUUAUUGUUCACCUGAUAUAAAAUAUGAAACUCAAUGUAUCAAGGACAGAAUAUUGGAAAUUCGAAAAACUGAACGAAAAAUAAGCGAAGAUAAAAAGCAAUGUAUACGAAUUGUCAUAUCUAAAGUUCGUAAUCCUAUACAUCUUGGAAAACCUGAAUAUAACAGAAAGUGUAAUCCUAAAACUGGUAUGGAAACAGUAGUGCAAAAACUACCAUAUAUUGAAAAUUGUAGACGACAGUAUCGUGUUAAUGUAAUUCAUCGUAAAUGCAAAUGUAAUACUAAACCUCGUUUAAUUCGACAAUCUCAGUGUUCACCAGAAUGUAAAGUACGAUAUACAUGGCUUAUGGAGAAGAUAACACCAGAAGGUCAUUGUAAAUUUUAUUAUCGUGUUCAAGAUAAAUCAUGUUGUUGCCCAACUGAAAUUAAUUUAGGCACAUUUUGUAAUCGUUCCAUUGGAUUAUUGGAAACUGGCUAUCGCAACUUUACAUUAAUCAAUGGAAAAUGCUUAUCCAAAGACAGAUUUAUUGGAAAACGAAUCGUUUGUAAAAAGAACGAAAAAAUAGUGAAAUAUCAACAACCAAAUGGUUGGAUACGAAUUGAGAAACAAGUUAAUAUACGUGAUGGAUGUAAUUGUGUUCGGAAACUCAUUGUUGAUUAUGAUAAAUGGAAUUGUCCUCCGCCAAUUACCCAGCGUCGGUGUGUUCAAGCCAACAGUGAACAAUUCGUUCUUGAGACUAUUUCGACUAAAUGGAAAUUAUCGGAAAGUAAACCAACAUGCUCGCGUUUAGACACAAUUAUUGAUCGAGUUCCAAUUGACUGUUCUGAAGAAUAUGUAAAUAAGUCAACUAAGUGUGUGAUGAGUGCUGGUCGACAUGCUUUAGUUCGUAUUGAUCAAGUGACUACAUUUCAUGCUGAUGGUUGUCGAUGUAUUGAGAAUAGUGUACGUCGGGUAUUUACAGUUUGUAAAUGUACACGUCCACAUAGAGAAAAGUCCUGUCUUUAUUCAGAAGGUGUUUUAAUUCAUCAAAAUGUUUAUUAUGAAGUUUCUGGAGAUAAAUCACGUUGUUUACCACGUAGAUCACGUCGUGUAAUUAAAAUAACUUGCUCACCAGUUGGCCCACAAUAUAAAGGCAGAACACAAUGUGAUGCUGAAACUGGGAACUUUUUCCAUAUAUAUGAAGAAUUCAAACGUGUUGGUUGUCGUUGCUUGAAGAAAGAACUACGUAUUCCUGGCAGAUGUAGAUGUCCUGAACAACGAUCAGAAAUGAGAUGUUCAAUGCAAAAUGUUCAACAACUCAACACAACAACGUAUGAAUUAAAUCCAAAAGGAACAUGUACAAAGUCAUACAAGCUUCAAUAUAAGUAUAUUAAAUGUCCAUUAUCUGAUGAUCUUCUUCAAGAGUCAACUGAUUAUAAGGUUCAACAAAGCCAAUCACUAAUAAAACAUAUAUACAAGUGCGGUUCGGCUGGGAAAUGUAUGCGUAUUAUACAAGAAUACAAAACUUACACAAAUUACAAAUGUAAAUGUAUCACUGAAAGAAAACAAUACAGAGAGGCAUGUUGUUGUCCAACGGAACCAGAUAUGAUUCAAUUUAAUUUACCAAACAAUUCUUCUCAAUCUGUAACUGUCAAUACACUAUGUGAUCCGGAUAAAGGGUUAAUACUGAACAAUACAAUUAGAUGGAAUCUUGAACAUGGUAGAUGUUGGCCAGUUAUACACAGAACAAUUCUUCCAGUCGUUUGUGAUAAGAAAGAAUUUUUCAAACCUAUCACAGUUUGUCGUCAAGGUCAGCAGAAAAACUUACAUCAACGCGAAAUACGAGAAGGAUGCAAAUGUAAAUUAAGCAAGCGUAUUGUUACAAAACCAUGUACUUGUGAUCCACUUGGUAUUGCGGAUGUCAUCUUUCUUGUAGAUGAAACAGUAAAGAGUAGACAGAUGAAUUACUCAUAUUAUGUUAAUAAAAUACUAAAAUAUACCGUGAAUGUAUUUUACGAAUCAUCUCAAUCAUCAAAUAUAGAUGAACAAUUUCGUUUUGGUGUAAUUAAAUAUUCAUUAAGAGCAAAUAUUGUUUCUAACUUAAAAAGUUAUCCAGGUUUAUAUGAACUAUAUGCUGAAAUAAAGAAACUGACAUUUAAUGGACGUCAGUCAGAUCUGAGAGUUGCGUUAAAUACUGUUAAAAAUAAGAUCUUAUCUCAAAUACGACCUGGAGCAUCAUUAAUCUUAUAUUUAAUCACUGAUGCCGUCGUGAAUCAACCUACAGGUGUUAAACAGUUGUCUGAUUAUUUAAAAUUACAUAAUGUUCAAAUAAAUGCAAUAUUAUUAAUGUCAGGGCAUAUUUAUCAUGAAACGUUGUUUAAACAACUAGUAUCUCCACCGACUGCACUUCAUUUAGUAAGAUUGAAAGCAAUGAAUGGUCAAUUUGAAAGUCGUUUAAGUCGAAUAGCCGAUACAAUUUGCAAGAAAGUGUGUCCAGUAAACCAUAAAAAGGAAAGUCAAUGUUCACGUCAAACAAAUUGCAUUGGACGCGUUUACAACUACAUGUAUCGCUACAAUCCAGUUAAAGGUUUGUGUAUUGGAAAGACAAUAGUCGAACGCAAACAGUGCUGUUGUAUGCAAGAAGUUCGACGUAAGACUACAUGUGAAAAUAACCAUUUGAUUCAGUAUACAGAAAAUUGGCAGUUAACUACAAAUGGCUUUUGUGAACAAUAUGUAACUAGGAGAGAUGUCACUGGAUUAACCAUUAGUCAAUGUACACCAGCAAAUCAAACUUUCAUCAAAACGUGUAAUAUAAGAGGUGAAGCAGUUCAAGUUACAAUUUAUCGCUAUAUGGAAAAUUGUAAAUGCAAGACUAAGCAAACUGAUAAAAUUGUUCGGUGUCGAUGUACUAAAAAGCAUAACACUAAAACUUGUUUCGGUGAUGAUCUCAUAGUUUAUCAUUAUCAUUUUGAAAGACUUCUUGAAGGUGAAUGUUUACCACAACGAAGAGAUGUACACAAAAAGUUGGCUUGCAAACGUCCAGAAAUAUCCAAAUCACCUUGUGAUUCUUUAACAUGUCAGGAGCGUAUAACAAUAGUUAAUUAUGUUGCUCAAAGAUGUAUAUGUAAACGUUUUGUAACGGUCAAACAUCAAACAUGUUGCUGUAAGGGAAAUCGUACAUCAAAUUAUGUUGGUUGUAAACACAACGAUGUGAAAGUCUUCGAAGAGAAAGUAUUUGAUCCUAAAGUUCGUGAUGGUUCUUGUGUUCAACGAGUUUCUUAUUAUUUUCAACCAAUAACUUGUCCAAAUAAACCAUCAAUAACUUAUCAUAGUUGUCGACGCUUUAAUGUUGAAGAUUCUGUAAAACAAGGAAAUUAUGCAAAUGAUCGGGUUGAUCCUGGUUUAAUCUACAGACUAGUUGAAAAAGUUACAUGGAAAAUCCAAGAUUGUGAUUGUCGUCGGUAUUAUGAAUCAUAUUUUGAAGCAUGUGGUUGUGAUGAAUCUGUUAUCAUUAAUAAUUUUGUAACAACCAAGAAUAGAUGUGAUCAACAAACUGGAGCAAUAAUGAAUUACAAACAAAAAGUGAGAUUAGAAAUUGUUGGAAUUCCAUAUGAAUAUACCAAAUUAAAUCGACUGAAUAAAUUAUCUGAUGCCAAAUGUCGUCCAUAUUAUGUAAUAGAAUCUGUGAGGAAAAUAAUCUGUCCUGAAACCCAAACUUCUAUUGGUCCAUGUGAACCUGCUGAAAAUGGUCGAUCAUACAGAGCCAUCAAAGUGAAUAGAUGGAAACAAUCCAACUGUGUCUGUCAAAAUUUACCACCAAUAUUAAUAGAAAAACAAAUAUGCAGCUGUCUUCCUGUUCGAUUACAAAAGAAAUGUGUUGGUUAUAAAAAUAAACUACAAAUUUAUGUUAUUAAAGAAAAACUUAUCAAAACUAAAUUAUCGUCUGGUAAAUAUAAAUAUGAAUGUAAAAUAGAACAAACAAUGAAAGAAAAUAUUAUCCAAUGUCCAAAAAAUAUUCUUCACUAUUCCGAAUGCAAAAAUGGUAAAAUGAAAGUGAUGGUUAAAGUUUACAAAGUUCAUAAUUGUAAAUGUCAAGAGUCUAUACGACGUUUACAAGUACAAUGUAAUAAACGAGAAAAAUCGAAAAAUAUCAAACAAGUUGAACCUAAAUCACCGAAACAUAUCUUAACUACUGUAGAACAAAUUAUAGAAUGUAUUGAUUUACUUCCUUCUGAAAACUGUCAACAAAUUAGUCGAUCAUCACAACGUAUCUGUGAGAAAUCUACUCGAUUAUCUGAUUUACUAUGUCGUCGAACAUGUCGUCGUUGCUUAGGUUGUGAAUUGAGCAAUAUCAGAUAUCAAAUGAUCAGUGCAAAUUACCCAUGUCCUGAAAAUGAUCAACAUAUUUUGAACAAUUUUCUAAUUAAAAAUAUAUCAACAGCAUUUACAUUAGCUUCAUGUAAAUUAGCUUGCGCUAAUAAAGCUAACUGCUUAAGUUUCAUUUAUUCUAUGUCACAUGAGUUUGAUUCAAAUAUAAUUGAUAAAACUGCCAAAUGUAUGUUGUACAGAGUAGAUCUUUUAGCUAUCAAGCAACACCAUCAUGAACAAAAACAUCAAAAACAUUUGACUGGUAUUAUUCUACAACAAACUAAUCAGCGAUUCGAUUCAGUCUUUUCGCCUAUGUAUACUAAACAGUGUUUUGCAUUCCGUAAAAUUUGCAAACACACUUGUUCAAGCCCAAAAUUGACAGAAAUUUCAAAAUGUGAAUGUAAAGUUUACAAAAACCAUUAUGACUAUCCUUCAGAGUCACCGAAGUUUAAAACUUCUUUACACUGCUCUAAACGUAUUAAUGUUCAAUAUUUCAUUCAAUCGAAAUCGGGUAUUUGUCAAGAACAAAAUUGGCAAGGCUAUACUCCCUGUAGUAAUCCAAGAUAUCGUGAUUUAUCAUUAAGGAAUUCAAAUAACUGUAAUAAUCUAAAAUCAUCUUUAUGGUGUGAAGCGGAGCUAGCGAAUGAUCAAAGGAGGUGCAAAGAUGCAGUGUUCAGCAGGUUAUGCUCUAAAACAUGUGGCUUUUGUACCUGUUAUGGUAUAAAUAUAUUCAACGGAAAAUGUAAUUCAAAUGGAUAUAAAUUAAAUACUUAUAUAAUUUAUAAGCCUCAUCCAAUUAGUCGUAUAUGUAUUAUUGAAGUGAAAAAGCGUUUGUCAAUUUGUGAAUACUGUCCGAUUGGAACAUUUGAGCAUGUACAUGAAUGUGAUAAACUAACUAAAUCACGCACAGUUAACAAAAUUACUGCUAAGCUAAUUAAAAUUUCACCAAAUAUUGACGGAAAACCACGAUUCGAAUGUUCGAUUCAAACAAAAAACUUUAAAUUUGAUUGUGGCAAAUGCUUAGCUGCAUACAGAAACAAAUAUUCAAUAACUUCUUGUAAACAAUACCCAAUGAAAUCAGCACAAAUGAAAUCGGUUUAUCAGCUUAAUUUGAUUACAGAAUAUGUGAUCAGUGAGAAUGGUUGUUGCAGAACAAAACGAACUGAAAGAAGAUUUAAUUGUGAAAAUUGUCCAUUACCUCGAAUUAAACAUAGUCCAUGUUACAAUAACCAAAGAUUAAAACAUAUUAUAUUCUAUACUCGACCAUGGGUUACUUCAUCUUUAAAACCAAAUGAAUGUAUUCAACGAACAAUAACUAAACGUGAGAAAUGUUCGGUAGAUCAUCGAUUACCUAAAGAUGAAUGCCGGGAUUCAUUAACACGAAUGGAUUGUAGUGUAUUAAAGCAAAGUAGAAAAUGCCAUCUGAAUUCAGAGGAAGCUCGUAGUCUGUGUGCCAAAACAUGCGGCUUCUGUAAUUGAGCAAUAAGACAAUAAUAGUACAUUCAUUCAACUAGUAAAUAAAUACACAGAUUAAAUUGUAUUUCAAAUGGUUUUUUAAUUUUCAUUUCUGUGAAAGUAUACUUCCUAAAAUAAUGC